AGAUUAGUUGUAAAAAGAACUUUUUGGUUUCUAACUUACGUUUGAAUUCAGGAUAUGAAAUAAUGAUGACCGUUGAGCAUCAGGGACGGCAGGACAUGAGGCAUGUUCCAACCACUCCGGAGGAGCUGAAGCGCAGAGCGAUAAUACAGAAGAACGAUCUGAUCCUGCAUGAAGCAGUCAUCAAGAACGAGACGGAUGUAGUACGAAUGAUUCUCAAAGAACCAAUAGAUAUAAACAGCAGGAACAACUAUGGCAGAGCUCCAAUGCAUUGGGCCGCUUCUCGUGGAAAUCUGGAGAUCAUGGAGAUGCUCAUCGCGGCUAAUUGUGAUAUAGAAGCCAGAGAUAAGAAUGGAAUGCGACCGCUUCUGAUGGCCGCGACCCACGGACAUCGGGACGCCGUCGAACUCUUAAUUAACACCGGAGCUUGCACAAAGGCUACCAGCAAGAAACAACACACGAUCUUGAUAUGUGCCGCUAAGAACAACAGACAGUGCGUAAUAGAUUUCCUUCUGCAAACGCUGGAGGAUAUUGACAUUGAUGCUUCCGACUUUGAAGGACAGACGGCGCUUUUUCACGCAGCAAUGGAAGGACACGCGGUCGUCGUGAGAAAGCUCGUCGAGAACGGAGCUUCUUUGGAUAAGAGGAACAAGGAAAGCAGGAUGCCUUUGCACGUGGCCUGCGAGAAGGGUCACGUCGCCGUCUCCGAAUACCUCUUAGCACACGAAGCGGACAUGGAAGCUGCAGAUACUUCCGGUAACAAUCCGUUACACAUAGCCGCGCAGAACCAGCAGACUAAAUUAGUGCAGAUUUUGUUGGAGUGCGGAGCGGAUCCGGACGCUGAGAAUUCUAAAGGUUCGACUCCGAUGCACAUAGCUUGUAACCUUGGUAGCAUUGGUAUCCUGGACCUUCUCUUACAUCACGGAGCUUCGCUGAAUAAACAAAACAAGAUUGGAAGUACGCCAUUGCAUUUGGCCUGUCAGUCGAACGUUGUGGAUACUGUGGAGAUCUUGAUAUCGAAAGGGGCUGAUUUGAAUUGCUUAAACGAGCGGCUGCAAUCGCCGAUGCACAUCGCUGCAGAAAUGGGACACACCGAUAUCUGCAAACUUCUUCUAGCUGCUGGGGCGAACAUCGAGCAGAGGGAACAAGGGGGAAGAACACCCCUCUACAUCGCGGCCCGCGGCAGCUUCACAGCCAUCGUGGAUAUGAUCAUCAAGACCGCACGACUGGAUUAUCCUCAGCAAGAUGAACCCAUGAACAACGGUAAAAACGGCAAACGAAACACCAGCGGUCUUAAACCAGUCUUGAACACGGCACGACGGAAGUGGAGAUCGUCGUCGAAGGAGGAGAAUCGUUACAAGGAGAAUGAAAGGCUUCGCGACGUCCUCUACAAACUGUCUUAUAAGCAGUUGAGUCCUGGAGAGUGGAAACGUCUGGCUCAGCAUUGGGCCUUCACCGAGGAGCAGAUCAGAGCCAUAGAACAUCAAUACACAGGUCCGUCGAGUUUCAAGGAGCACGGUUUCAGGAUGACACUAAUCUGGGCGCACGGCCUCGCCUCUGACGUUAAUCCAAUUAAGGAGUUGUACGAAAGCUUAAUAGCUAUAGGGAAAAGGAACAUCGCAGAUGCGUUACGAAGGAAAUUGGAUCAGGAAAACGAGGAACGGCUGAAGGGGAGGAAGAGGAGUUGCGCCUCGUGCAGCAUCACUUAGAUCUGCCGCAAAAUCAGUUUCCUUUUUUUUAACCUAUUUGUUUCGUUUCUUCCUUCCGUCAAUUGUUUCUUCUUCCUCCUAAAAUCAAACACUCCAUGAAUAUCCAGGUCUCUUGAUUUCUCUAUACUCAAAUCGUGAGCGUGUUUGUGUGUGCAAAUAACAAAAAACAAAUGUCAAUUCUAGUCUACAUCUGCAUGAACUCCCCUCCAAAACAAACGAACAAAAUCAAAGUAAUAACCAAAUCUAUCUCUUUAGUUUUUAUUUAUAUAUGUGUACUUAACUUUUAAGUUUAAGUUUUGCCAGUUUUAACGAGAUUGUGCUUCGACGUAAACAAAUAUUUUAAUUCCUCUCAAAUUUAUCUCUUUCUAUU
This is a messenger RNA of Nicrophorus vespilloides, 2076 nucleotides long. Its product is annotated as ankyrin repeat and death domain-containing protein 1A-like. Lineage: Eukaryota; Metazoa; Arthropoda; Insecta; Coleoptera; Silphidae. The coding region runs from base 63 to 1706 and encodes 547 amino acids. Gene Ontology annotation, biological process: positive regulation of transcription by RNA polymerase II; signal transduction. Gene Ontology annotation, molecular function: transcription cis-regulatory region binding; protein binding. The transcript has 13 exons. The record is from RefSeq and is a predicted model, not a curated record. Gene Ontology annotation, cellular component: nucleus.